Molecule: messenger RNA, 7684 nt
Organism: Macrobrachium nipponense
Lineage: Eukaryota; Metazoa; Arthropoda; Malacostraca; Decapoda; Palaemonidae
Gene: Hsepi
Product: D-glucuronyl C5-epimerase B-like
Exons: 19
Coding region: 1356-3287 (643 amino acids)
Biological process (GO): heparan sulfate proteoglycan biosynthetic process
Cellular component (GO): Golgi apparatus
Molecular function (GO): heparosan-N-sulfate-glucuronate 5-epimerase activity
Source: RefSeq, a predicted model, not a curated record
UGUGUUCAAUAAACAGGUUAAUGUGUAAGAAAUGUAAUCAUUUAAAUAUUUUUGAUGGACUGACAAAAAGUAAAUUCAUUAAUAGUUUUUAUGUAAUAUUUGGGUAACUGGCAACAUUUCUGUCAUUCAGGUGUAUGUUGUCCACAGUGUAACUGGUGUUCAUUAGAAGUGUCUAACGAAUAAACGAUCUUAACACAUUUACUACACAAGGGCAAGUUGCAAGUGCUAUGCAUUUUGCCAAAGUGUUAUACUCAUUCGGAAUUUAAUGGAAUAAUCUCUUGUCAGUGCUUAUAGGUACCUAACUUAUUCCACAUAGGGCAAGAUAAAUUUUGUUUACAUUUCCCUACCUAGGUCUAGUUGACCUCUGACCUCUACGGUAGUAAUACAGCGUUACGGUAAACGUGUUCGUCAGGCAGCGUAACCUCAGGGCAUCAGAAGCGAGGAGGAGGAGGUUGGAGGGUACCGAGGACUUUUGGUGGAUUACUGCUCUCCUUGUUAUUCAAAGGUGAGUGCCGGAAUCAGUUGCUCCUCAAUCCGUGACGCUUAUUUGGAGGACUCCUUGAAAGUGGUGAACACUGACUGAUGUUUACAUUUGGUAAGGUGACGCUCGCUGUGUUGAAGUGGCCGAUAAAUAUAUAAGAGGUGAGUGUUGUCAUCAGAUGUUCCCUGGCAGAACACAACUUUUAACUUCAUUUGGUCGGGAACCUUCAGUGAUGGUGAGGUGAGUGGGGGUCAUCGAUGAGACGGAUGCUCUGACAACCCAGCAACUUCUACAACACCUCCUCAUCGCCUCUACGCCACCAAAACCACAGUAUACGAUCAAUUACUUCACUCCGACAAAGUGACUACAAGAACAAUGGCUUAGGACUAACAAGAGUGGCCAACCAGCCUUGGAGGACACACCCCAGGUGACCCUCCCCCCUAUUCCUGGGGGUCUACUCCCCCUGCAAAGUGAGAGUAUGGUGUUGUUGGCCUCAGGUCUUCAUCACCAUCACUCUCGACCACCACACCCUACACCCUCACCACCACCAGUGCCACCUUCCUACACCACACAACACCCGCAACGAACAGCUUCUUCUUCUUCCUCCUCCUCUUCCAGGACCUCCUUCAUAAGCUCAGUGUCAUUCUUUCUCCCUUCUCUCAUUUCUUCUCUUCCACUGUCACCAUUCUCUCCACCGCUCGUAGUCCUGCCCACAGCCUCCACGGCUGCUUCUGCAGCACCCCCAGAAACAACGACAAAUACUUCCUUCAGUUUUACGUAGUGCAUAUUUCUUUUCUUUUCUUUUUUUCCAAAAUCAAGCACAAUCGUGUUUGUGACGACGGGAGGCCGGUUGUUAACACUGAGGGUGGUUAGGAUGAGGGUCACGGUGCGGGGAGUGGUCGUGGGUGGGAGUGUGGGUGUUCUCCUGACCACGGUGCUUUUGUGGUCGCAGUGCCACCCACCACCUCCCCACACGCAUCACCAUUACCAACACAACCCAUCUUCCCAAAGUGUGGGAAAGCAGCAGCAACAGCAGCAGCUCCAUCGGAGCCCACUGCAAACUAAACUGCAGUCAGGGAACGGAAUAGGGGGUGGGACCGUGGGUGAUGAGAGCUACCUGGAGGAGGAAUAUGGCGGCGGCGGCGGCGGCGGAGGUGGUGCCAAUGGCGAUCUUCACAACAUCAAUCAACUGGGAGAUGGUGUUGGUGGGGGAGAGGUCAGCCCUGUUAUAGCAGCCAGCCCCAGACUGGUCGAAAUACCUUGUGUUAUCAACCACGAAUCGGAAAUCUCUUGUCGACGAGAUGCUCAGGAUGUAUACAUACCAUUUACUUUUAUUAAGAAUUAUUUCGAAGUGUAUGGAAGGAUAGAUCAGAAGAGUGAUGGUUCAGAUGUGUUUGAAUGGUCACACAGUUACAGCAGAGUUUAUGAGCCUCAGGGACUUUAUAAUCCAACUGGAACAUUCCUUAACUUUGAGCUGUACAAUGUUGAGGCUCGUGAAAGGGUUAAGUGUGUCUCAGCAACAGAAGGUGUUCCUAUUUCAACACAGUGGCAAAGUUCUGGAUAUACUUAUCCCAUUCAGAUUGCUCAGUUUGGCUUAUCUCAUUAUUGCAAGCAUCUCACAGAACAACUUCCUCAGAGGUACGUUUUAGAAGAUGGUGUGCUUCACAAGGGAACGUGGCAUGCAGAAGGCAUAGGAGCGAAAGUCACAAGAGCACUGGAUCCUAUAAGUUUUUCAAAUGUCUUGAAAUUCCGGACUCCGGAAUCUUUUUCCAAAGGUGGUGCUGUAUUAAGAAUAAAUGAUUCAUCAACACAGAAUCUCAUUGUUUUAAACUUGAACAUUCUUCUGCAAGGAAAUGCGAGCUUUACUGUUAGUAUGGAAUACAAGUAUAAGAAGACAGAAAUACUUAGGCUUCAUUAUAUCCGUUCAGAAAAAUUACUACAAGUUAAGGAUCAUCAAAUAUUUUAUGGACUUGGGGAAGAGCAAGGUUGGCGUCGAAUCACUCGCAAUCUAUUAAUAGAUGUACAUAAAGGUGCAGCUGCUUCACCACAGCUGCGCAAACAGUUCAAAAAGGUGUCAAAAUCCAAAUUGAAAGUAAUGUCAAUUUCUCUGAAUGGUGAAGGAAGCUUAAAGAACAUGACAUUAUCAUCAGCAGAACAUCUACUACACUUUUAUGAUGCUGCAAAUUGGUUACUUAGUCAUCAAGAUGAACAAGGAGGGUGGUCUAUACCAGUUCCUAGAAAGGUUAUCAGUGGUGUUUUGGAACUAGAAUCUGGUUGGUAUUCAGCAAUGGCACAGGGCCAGGCAAUGUCCUUGUUGGUACGAGCCGCUCACCACUCUGGAGAUUCAAGAUAUCUUAAGGCUGCUUUGCGUGCAACAGCUUUAUUUUCUGUUAAUGCUACAAGAGGUGGUGUAAGAACAUAUUUUCCAGGAGGCUAUGUAUGGUAUGAAGAGUAUCCAACAAACCCAUCUUUGUUUGUGUUAAAUGGAUUCAUCUAUAGCCUUCUAGGGUUAUAUGAUCUCAAGGAAUUUUCAACCGGAACAAGCAAUAAUAGUGGAGAUUUAUUUGAUGAGGGGAUGAAGUCGCUGAAAAAGUUAUUGCCCCUAUUUGAUACUGGAUGGGGCUCACUUUAUGAUUUGCGCCAUUUCACCACUCAUGUCGCUCCCAACAGAGCACGCUGGGAUUAUCAUACCACUCAUAUAACACAGUUGCUACUUUUGGCAUCAGUAGAUUCUGAUCCUGUUAUUUCUUCAACUGCUCAAAGAUGGAAGGAUUAUAUGGUUGGGCAUAGAGCUUCACAUAAUUAAAUAGUUGCCUUUGUUGGCACAAGGUAAAGUAUGGUGUGCUAUUUUAAUAUGACUGUUAAGAUCACCUCAUAUAAUCCAAAUAGGAAUUUGAAGUUUUCAGAAAUAAUUAUUAUCUACAAAACAUGUAUUUAUUCUGAGUAUUAUAGGUUGUGAUAGUUUCAUCACAUUGAAGAUCUCUAAUAGGAACUUGUUACUCUGCAUGACAGUGAUAUAUUGAGAAAGUGCUAGUUUAAAUGUCUUAUUGUGUACAAGAAUAUGGUACUGUAAAUGAUUAAGAUCUAAUCUGCGUAAACCCCUCCUCAUAGAGAAAAUUCAUCCAUGCUUUCUGAAGUUGUUUGUAUUUUUUAAGUAUAUUUAUUUGGUAAGUUACUCAUAAAGUAGUUUCUAUGACUUGAAGUUGCCAUAUCUGGUAAUUUUGUAUACUUUGUAGUAUUUAAUGAUUUUCAAAUCCUCAGUGAGCAUGGUUGAAGGUGCUGUUUCUUACUGCUUAGUAGUCUCAGAAUUUUAAUAUGGCACCAAGACUGGUAAAGAUAUGACUUUGUUGUACAGUCGUUGGUAAUGGAAUUGAUCUUUUUUCCUGAAAGACAGGUGGUUAUCCGAGACUAUUAUAGCUACUCUGCCUUGCUAUGUGAUAUUCUGGUAUAGAGUGAAUCGGGUCCACUUGUGAAUAUAAAUCUUGUACGAAUGUUGGAGGGUUAGAAAGUUCCAAGGGGAGGAACUUCUGGCCUCAUUGUGUUGUGUGCAGGAGGGAAUCUCUGGGUUCUUGCUCUGCCAUUAAUCCUCAUAUGAUCUUCCAUUUCUCUUGUGGCCACAGCUCAAAUUGUAAAUGAGUCUAUAAUUAGUCAUUCAAGAAGGCUUAUAUCUACAGAUUGCUGAUUAGGAAUUCAGCUUUUAUUUUUUGAUACCACUGUGCUGAUACAGUAUAUACUUUAUCAAGUUGAUUGUGACUUGUUGCCUACGUGAAUUAUCUGCUUUGCAAACAGAACUCUGCUUAUAUUAGUGCUUCAGAUGUACACAAAUUUAAUGCUCUUUGGAGUUCAAAUCUAAAAGGUACCUAGAAAUUGAAAAACUUUUCUAAAUUCUUUCUCAAAGCAUACUCUUAUGUAUACUAUAUCAAUUGCAUCAUUUACACUAGUAUUAUUUUUUAAUUGUAUAUUUUCUCCAAGGAGUUUUUCUGCUUCUAAAGCAAGUUCUUUACAUUUGCAUUGCAGCUUAAUAUUCCAUGGGCUUCCAGUAUUAGUAUAGAGGAGGUGUGUGCACAUGUAUUGUGCAUUUAACAUACUCUUGGUUGUGGACGUGGUGUACCUGUAUGUGGCAGUUUGGUACUGGGCCAUUUUUCACCAUACUUUUUUAUCUUCUUCCACCCACUACUCUUGGAUUCCUUCUUUAUAUAAUCUCAUAGACCUUUUUUAGAAUAGUAUUUGAAGAAAACGUUUAAUUUUAUUUUGCCACAAUAAAAUAGAAUCUCAAAUAUAUUUUCACAAUGUUUUUCGUAUUGAUUUUUACAGGUACAGGUCAUUCAAGAUACAGUAGUUAUGAAUUAAAGAAUGCAUUCCCUUGUGUAUGUGUAGUUCUAACAUCAGAAAAAAAUAUGUUGAAAAAUUAUUGCCAGUUUUCUUUUAAAAAAAUUUAAAAAGUCUUGAUUUGUCAAUUAAUUAUUGCCAGUUUUCAUUUAAAAAUUUUUUAAAAGUCUUGAUUUGUCAAUUUAUGAAGGAUUUAUUUUAUGAAAAAAGGGAUCUAAAUAAAUUGUUUUUCAUAAAAUCUCUAAUUGCCUUAUGUAAGAAAUAUAUUCCAUAUGCAGAACAAACCUGGGUCUUAACAUUAGGAUAAAUCUUCUGGUGCCAGCUGGGAACCGGUAAAAAAGCCAAUAAGAAUUGUCUAUGCAAGGAAUUGGUGGCAUCUGUCACAAAGAUGAUGCAGAGGGAGGCCAGCACCCAAACUUCAACCUUGUAUUAGUUUUUCUUCUACCUCCUUUUAGGGAGGACGUCUCUUUCUCUCUCCCCUCCCAAAAGCCAGAUUUUACCUUUGCCCAUGUUUUCUUGGUUUUUGUGUAGUUUUUGGCGUGUUUUUUUGUGCUUGUGUUUUGGUUUUUAUAAUGCAAUCCCAAAUCCAAACUAAAAGUUCUAGUAAGCCUCAGAGGAAAUGUCCUGGUGUUGGAGGCUACCUUUGUUCAAGUUUCCAUGCUUCCCUUGAUACUGAUCCCCAUUCAACUUAUAGUAGGUGCAGAUCAAAUGUUUUGUUAUGUUACUAACCUGUUUUGAAUGUUAUUCAUGGUCUCCUGAGCAAUGGAGGAGAUUCACUGGCCGGAUACAGGCGAGUUUAGUAGCCAUACUGCUUAAGAGUAUUUGAUAUUCAGUAGGAAACCCUUCCUCUCUCUAGCAAGGGUAGAGAAGAAUGAUAAUCCGUACAGGUGGCUACCUUAGUUUGUAAUCUGAACAGAUAUAGCUCUUUAACUUCUUCCUAUGUAAUGAAUCUCUGCAUUGUAUUUUAGCUCGGUAGUCUGAAUGUUAGAUUCCCAUAUAUCUAAGAGUUCAGAGGCUUCGGUCUCCUUCCUUUGAAUUCUUUUGUCCAGGAAGUGUGAUCAAGUGUGCCGAGCCUCCAGUCUGUUCAGGAUUAUCUUACUUGCCACCAAGAGUGAGUAUGUCCUAAUGUUAAGACCAAGAUUUGUUCUGCACAUGAACGAAAGAUUUUUAUUAAUUUGUAUUUCUCAUAGCUAACGAACCUGCAGUCUUAAGAUUUACUGCCCACCUCUAGCCACCCCUUUCAGUUAACCUUGGACUGGAAGAAUAACUAAUAUGUCACAAGGUUGGAGUUGGAUCGCUGGCCAUCCUCUGUCAUCUUCGUGACAGAUGGCAGAUGCCACCAAUUCCUUACAUAGACAAUUCUUAUUAUUUUUUACUGGUUUCCAGUGGCACCAGAAGAUUAAUCCUAAUGUUAAGACUGCAGUUUUGUUAGCUAUAAAAAAUACAAAUUAGUUCAAAAUUUGUCAUAUUUCAUCAGAUCAGUAACUGCCAUAUUCAAACAGUCAUUGGUUUGAAAUAAUUCUCGUCAAUUAUACCAUAAUUUUUGUUGAACAAGCAUUACACUAGAUACAGUUUUGUUGAAUUAUGCAUAGUUGUCAUAUCAUGUCUAAGGUAGAAAAAUAACUAUCAUAAUGCUACAGUGAUGGUUGGGAAAGAUCUGCAAAAUUUUUCUUUUAUAUAUUUUUUAAUGUAAAUUUCCAUCAGUUCACAAUAUUUUAUAUAAAAAUAUUUUUCCUAUUUUCUUCUAAGUAAAAGACUAAUUUCUCAAAUAAAUAAUAUACCAUAUAUGCUAUUGUACAGAGGUGAAGGUGGAACUAGGGGAUAACUAUUUACGUCAAUCCCCCAGUCUCUGCUUCUUGAGGGUGAAUGAUACCUUUAUGUAACAAACCAUUAAACAUUAUUAAUGAAGAUAAUUAAGUUAGGUCCUGACAUGGUUUGAAAGAUAUAAUUUUAACAAUUUAUCAACUUUUGUUGGAAAUUUUUGUAUUAGUUUUGUAGUAUUUUCUAGUAGGAUAAUCAGACCACUUUUAGCUCAAAGGAUUUCUUUUUGUUUAUAAAUUGUUUUUAUUUAUGGUUUUUAUUUCCCAAUUGAGUGAUUUAUAAAUAUCCAUAAUUUCAGCAGCAGGAGUUUAUGAAUAAAUAGUCUUAAAAUGGCAGUCCUACUACUUAAAAGCCUGUUAGUGACAAGCAUUUUAAAUGCUUAACACUUUUUGUAAGCCUAAGAGUAAUUAUGCAAUGGCAAAUUUUACAGGUUAAAAAAUGAAGCAUAUUUCUUUAAACAAUAUAUCUUUAUUUCAAGGUACUUUCAUUAAUUGGGACUUUUUUCAGGUUAACACACUGUUGUUAAAGUUAACCUUAUCACAAAAAAUCCAUUGUCAAUUGCUGUUUUCUCUGGAAAAAAAUUGUUUUAGCUACAGUUCCUCCUAUUUUUGUCUUUGCUCCUGACAGUCAAUUAUUAAAUCAUUGUUAUUUCCGUUACAGGAAAAGAAUUAUUUAUUUAAAACCUUGUUUACUUUGUAAUUAACAACUGGCACCUUUAAAAAAUUAUUUUAAAGAUAGUCUACUCUACAUGAUGUAUUUCAUAAUGUUUUAUCACAUUUACCAGCAUUGGGAGUAGAAACCAUAUUGAUGUAGGGGUUAAGGUUUAACUGAAAACCUUUCAGAGAAAAUGUCUGGUAUAUUUUUUGGCUGGCAUUUUAUCAAUGCCUUGGUAGAAGUUUUUCUAUGUAAUCUAGAAUAGUACAAGUUAUGUUUACUGCUUUAGUUUUAAAUACUUUGUAAAAUUAUGUACCUCAUUACUAAAAUUCAGUAAUGCAAGGAUAUCAGAGUAUGUACAACAGUACUGUAAUGUGGUUCUUUCGCUUUUUUUCUCCU